Messenger RNA from Protopolystoma xenopodis, 468 nucleotides. The record is from the annotation of a GenBank genome assembly. Lineage: Eukaryota; Metazoa; Platyhelminthes; Monogenea; Polystomatidea; Polystomatidae.
AUGUCAUUCCAGUUGUCUUAUUUGAGUGGCAAGAUUUGUAUACUUUAUCUUCUUCUGAUACGCCUGCCAGGGGAAGGCUCUGCUCUUUCUAUGCCCGUUUUAUUCUUCUAUUCUGUCCCUUCCUUAUUCACACUGCCCAACAGACUUCGAGCUUUCCGCAUUUUGCGACCAUCCCUUAAUCCUCUGAGACACGGAGGCUCGGUGCCUAGUGUGGAAGAAUGUACCUGUCCACCCGGACACACAGGAACAUCGUGCGAACGUUGCAUUACAGGCUUUUGGCGUGACCCUUCGGCCCCGGCGAUUGCUUCCAACGACGGGACAGUUUCUACUCAGUCUGGAACAGGAUAUCAGACCUGGCAAUCUACUGCAAUCUACAGACGUGCUUGCGUGGCAUGCAACUGCUAUGGACAUUCAGGCCAUUGUUACGAGAGGACUGGAAAGUGUCUGGUAGGUGAGACGGUACAGUAA